AGCCUUAGCGCGGCGAGGAAGCGGACCGGUGUAAAGUUGCUCGUAAGCAGAUGUCUUCGCCCGGCUUUCUGUCACGUCGACGUCAACUCGCCGGGGGAGCCGCCCCUCGCCGCCUGACGCUUCCCGCGGCAGAGCCGUCGACAAGAAACGCGUCCCCCAGGCCAUGAUGCUUAUCAGGUUAUGCUGGGGUUAUGGAAAAUCUAAUGAGUUCUGCUGAAGACCAGCAGCCCACCUCGCCUCUGGCCAAUACAUGGUCGUAUCAGCAGGACUGCAAGAACGAAAGGCCAAAAUCUGUUGGAGGAUUUGUGUUAGUGCAUGCAGGAGCAGGAUACCAUUCUGAAUCCAAAGCCAAGGAGUACAAGCAUGUGUGCAAAAGAGCUUGUCAGCGAGCGGUGGACCGACUCAAGGCUGGCGCCCUAGCAGUGGAAGCGGUGGCUGCAGCGCUUGUUGAGCUGGAGGACUCUCCAUUCACAAACGCAGGGAUGGGCUCCAACUUGAAUCUUUCCGGGGAGAUUGAAUGUGACGCAAGCAUCAUGGACGGGAAGUCACUGCAUUAUGGAGCUGUAGGUGCCAUUAGAGGAAUAAAGAACCCAGUCUUGGUUGCAAACCGUCUCCUGAGUGAAGCACAAAAAGGGAAACUAUCAGCUGGCAGAAUCCCACCCUGCUUUUUAGUAGGUCGGGGAGCACAUGACUGGGCUGUAACCCAUGGAAUACCGCCAUGUCCCUCAGAGAAGAUGGCCACCAAGUUCAGUUUGUCAGCGUACAAGAGGAACAAGCGCAAGAUGGAGCUGGCGGAAAAAAUGGACACAGGGCACACUCAGACAAAAAAAUGCCGACAAUCAAGUGAAAACGGAAACGGCUCAGGGUGCCUGGACACGGUGGGGGCUGUUGUGGUGGACCAGGAGGGGAACGUUGCCGCUGCAGUGUCCAGCGGCGGCCUAGCCAUGAAACACCCCGGCAGGGUCGGCCAGGCUGCUCAUUAUGGAUGUGGCUGCUGGGCUGAAAAUGGCUGUAACAUGAACCCUUAUUCUACAGCAGUGAGUACCUCAGGCUGUGGGGAGCAUCUGAUUCGCACCAUGCUAGCACGGGAGUGCUCUGCUGCCAUGCAGUCUGAAGAUGCCCACCAAGCACUGCUGGAGGCUAUGCAAAACAAGUUCAUCAGCUCACCCUUUCUGGCCGGUGAGGAUCGUGUUUUGGGUGGGGUAAUUGUCCUACGCUGCUGCAGAUGUGCGGAGGCUGAGCCGUCUCAAGACAUCCAGGCCAUACUGGUGGAGUUCCUGUGGAGCCACACCACAGAGAGCAUGUGCGUCGGCUACAUGUCAGUCCAGGACAGCAAAGCCAAGACUCACAUAUCCAGACUACCACCAGGAGCUGUUCCCGGGCAGUCGCUCGCUAUCGAGGGAGGUGUGUGUCGCCUGAUGAACACGGUGGAGUGAGCCGCGCCUGCCCACCCUUUCCCUCUCCCUCUCCCUCUCUCUCUCUCUCUCUCUUUCUCUCUCUCUCUCUCUCUCUCUCUCUCUCUCUC
Messenger RNA from Lampris incognitus (smalleye Pacific opah), 1525 nucleotides. It is a transcript of the gene tasp1, whose product is annotated as taspase, threonine aspartase, 1. Bases 192 to 1436 code for a protein of 414 amino acids. The transcript has 14 exons. Gene Ontology annotation, biological process: protein maturation. Gene Ontology annotation, molecular function: threonine-type endopeptidase activity. The record is from RefSeq and is a predicted model, not a curated record. Lineage: Eukaryota; Metazoa; Chordata; Actinopteri; Lampriformes; Lampridae.